AUGUUACCCAACAUUGAUGUAGCUAACGUUAACUAUUUAUCAAUUUGCUUUCGAGAUGAUAGUCAACCAACAGGUGAUAUUUUUACACAACUUCGAGAACUAUCAUAUGAAUAUUUCUAUACAUCUUUAUCUGACGUUAUUUGUAAACUAUUGAAAUCUAGUGGAAAAAUAUUACUAGGAAGUUGUUCGAAUCUAUUGUACGUUCGUCCCGCUGAACUAGUUCAUUUAAUGAAUGAUCUUAUUGAUAUUAUUAAUGCAGACACAAGUUCAAAUCCUGAUAAGCUAAUUUUGUAA
Messenger RNA from Rotaria sp. Silwood2, 294 nucleotides. Lineage: Eukaryota; Metazoa; Rotifera; Eurotatoria; Philodinida; Philodinidae. The record is from the annotation of a GenBank genome assembly.